Nycticebus coucang (slow loris) is the source of this 2909-nucleotide messenger RNA. It is a transcript of the gene PRR16, whose product is annotated as proline rich 16. Bases 1591 to 2292 code for a protein of 233 amino acids. The record is from RefSeq and is a predicted model, not a curated record. Lineage: Eukaryota; Metazoa; Chordata; Mammalia; Primates; Lorisidae. Gene Ontology annotation, biological process: positive regulation of translation; positive regulation of cell size. The transcript has 2 exons.
AUAUUCUACCAUUUCAUUCAAAAGGAUUUAUUCAUAAAUUUAUUCAUAAAUCCUUUUGUUUCCCAUUUUCUUCUAGAAUAUCUAAGCAAAUUUUAAAAUAACAACACCUCCAAAAAUGAAGUAAGAAAGAAAAUGCUCACACUUGACCCUCCAGAGCAUUUACUUAACAAGUAUUUGCUGACCCCCAGUAAGUACCGGUGGCUGAUUGAGGCCUUCAGAAUAUAACAGAGAAAAUAAACAAGGGAAACAUUAUUCUGAUUCUCACCACAUCAAUAAACAUUUAAUUUAAAAUGAUGUGAAUGCUUUGAAUGUAAGAGACAAGGUUCCUUGUGAAUAUUUAGAACGUGAAUCGGACCUGUAAUUGCAGUCUGGCAUGGAAAGGUUACUUCAUGAGUAACUCUUGAACUAAGAAUUCAAGGACAUGAAAGAGUUAAUUGGACAAAGAGGAGAGGUCAGAACGUUUUAAGAAAAAAAUAUAUAUUAGUACAUACAAACAUCCUGCUAGAAAGCAGACUGGCAAUUAUCAGGGUCUAAACGAGGAAUGGAAAGAUUAGGAACAAACCUAAGAAGGUAAACUUAUUAGAGUUGAGGAUGAGAAUUAUUUAGGAGUGAGAGGUAGUCACGUGCUGGAAUCCACGGAUACUGGCUAAGAAGGGCCAAUCCUUAAUUACAUUUUCAGAAAUUUUGUGAGCUGGUUGUUAGGCACAAUCAUUAUUAAGAACAAAACUGUGUAAACUUACCGUUAAACAAAUUGCAUUGAAGACACAGAUUUUCAAAUUCAUCCUAGUUAUUCUUAAUUACUUUAUUCUUAUUUGCGCUCCUGAGUUUAUUGAAGCCUAUUAUAUCAAUAUAGUGGAACCACCUUGUGUGUUACUACGUAUUUAUUUUCAAUGCCAUAUUCAGUGAUGCUCUGUCGCUAACUUGAAAUAAACCACAGUGUGAUUUUUACACCCUGGGAAUUGAAACUCUUCAAAUCCAGACUCCCUUACACUGCCAAGAGCCAGUAGCAGCACACCACUGAGUGAGACCUUGAAAUCCUUGCUAAAUAUUGAUCUUGAUCACCGGAGAAAUGAACAGAUACUGAGAUUACUUAAGCAGGGAGUUGAAAAGAGCACAUAUCUGUUUAAACAUAAAUCACUGAGACUACAGAAAUAGGAAACAAGGUGACUUUGGGGGAUCCACAUGGUUAAUCAGGGAGGCUCAGGCAAGGAUCACAGAAGUGAAAAUGUAGGAAAGGGAAUGGAUUUUAGAUUGCUUUAGGGGCUAAAACGAGAAGGACUUAUCCUCCAGGAGCCCUGCCCAGAAGGUGAGUGAAAGGGUAAUAUCAAGGAUUGUUUCCAGACUUCUCACUAUUCAGAUGGAAGUUCGUAUUAGCAUUUGCUAAAAUAGAAAACUUUAGAAGUAAUUUGUUUUAUGUUUUGUAUUGGGUGAAAGUAUUGAAAAUGUUGACUUCAUUGGCCUUUGAGAUACCUGAUGACUGAGUCCUGAGGGAUCGAGGUUGCACGCUUCUCAUGAGGAUCUAAUGCCUGAUGAUCUUAGGUGGUUGACCAGAUUGAUACACUGACCUCUGACCUGCAGCUGGAGGAUGAGAUGACUGACAGCUCUAAAACAGACACGCUGAACAGUAGUUCCAGUGGGACCACAGCCUCCAGCCUGGAGAAGAUCAAAGUGCAGGCCAAUGCGCCACUUAUUAAACCCCCAGCACACCCAUCCGCUAUCCUCACGGUCCUGAGAAAGCCAAAUCCCCCACCGCCUCCUCCACGGUUGACACCUGUGAAGUGCGAAGACCCACAAAGAAUAGUGCCAACUGGUAAUCCCGUAAAGACCAAUGGCACCCUUCUGCGGAACGGAAGCUUACCAGGUGGACCUAGCAAAAUUCCCAAUGGAGACAUCUGCUGCGUACCCAAUAGUAACUUGGACAAGACUGCAGUGCAGCCUCUAAUGCAUAGACCUGAAAAAGACAGGUGUCCCCAGCCAGGGCCUCGAGAACGGGUUCGGUUUAAUGAAAAAGUACAGUACCAUGGCUGUUGUCCUGACUGUGAUACCCGGUAUCACAUAAAAACCAGGGAGGUCCACUUACACAGUGAGCCCAUCCACCCACCGGGAAAGAUUCCUCACCAAGGCCCUCCGCUCCCUCCUCCACCCCACCUCCCUGCUCUCCCACUAGAAAACGGGGGGCUGGGAAUCAGCCACAGUAACAGCUUCCCCCCUCUCAGACCCGCAACUGUGCCUCCCACUGCGCCCAAACCACAGAAGACGAUCUUGAGGAAAUCAACCACUACAACAGUGUGAUGUAUGCCAUUUAAAAAUAACUUUUUGGUUCUUUUUAAAAAUUUUCUAUAUUAUAAGCAUAAAAUAAUAAGUAAUGAGCACUUUCUACUCAAGCAAUAAAAACCCAAAACAUAUUAAUCCUGCAUUCAGCAAAGUGCAUAAAAAUCACCUGGUAAGUAUGCAGCCAGUGUGUUGCUUAUCCAUGGGGUAGGCGUUAUUUUAAAUGUUGUAUCAUCAAAAACCCCAGAGUGAUGAAAAAAUAUGAAUGCAUUGAUUUCACAAUUGCCCUGUGACUGACUGUGACCUGCAGAUUUCAAAUAUUUUGAUUUACUAGAAGAGGCGGGAUUUGAUUCAUUUUACUCAUGACUAAUUCAUCUAUGCAUUGAUAACAUGUCAUACUCUUUGAUCUGAUACUUUUUACUAAGAAAUUUUAAUACUGAAGGACUAUUUUAUUAUUUUUUUUAAAGAUGUUUGUCACUAGUUUUUCAUUAUGAAAUGCUGAGGACAAUACCAAAAAGUUUAUUUUCUAUACUAUACGAUUAUGAAUGAUAUGUUCAGCUACAUAUGUAAUAAAAAUAUUUUCAUCUUUGGAAAUAUCAUUAUGUCAAUAAAUAGCAGUAAAUAAUGGCAAAACCAAA